CAUGCAUGCACGCCCAGACAUUAUCGUGAUGGUGUGCAGGAGAGGCAGGGCUCUGGUUUCAUUGAGGCUGGAGGCAGCUGUUAGGUUAGAGUCUCGUGGUUUGUAUGCUUUAGCUGCUUGCCACUCCACCUCGGAGAUACCAUCUCUGGACAUGAAGACAUGGAGGUGACGUGGUCAAACCUUUACCGUACACUGACCGUCUGACCGGAUUCACCUCACUUGAACAAGCUGAUUUUGAGGAUUUCAGUGGGACAAUGUCUACAGCAGAAACCAAGAUCGCAGGCUUGUCAUGGGCGAGGGUCUGCAAGGAGUGUGGGCAGCAGCAUGAGGGCCAGGAAAGCCACCUGUACGAGUACCCUGAAGAUGUGGAUGACGAGCUGGUGUGCCACAUCUGUCUGCAGCCCCUCAUCAAACCCAUGGACACCCCCUGUGGACACACUUACUGCUUUGACUGUCUGGGCAGCUUCUUGAAAGAUAAGGAUUUUUGCCCUGUGGACCGGCAAAGGCUGCAGCUUCACCAGUGUCGGCCCUCCACCCUGUUGGUUAAGAACCUGCUGGACAAGCUGGCUGUGAUGUGUCCUUACUAUGCCGAGUGCCAGCAACAGAUGCAACGCUGUGAACUUCAACCUCAUCUCCACAAUAGAUGUCCCCCUUUCAGGAGACUCCGGGAGGAAGCGGAGAAGAGGAAGAGGCCUUCGUGGAAUGAACUGAAGGGGCGUAAAGGCGACGGCGAGCUGUUUGCUGAUGCUAAACAUGCAGAAACGCCGCCACGCAGCGCCACCAGAGACCUGCCCGAUCCUGGACUCAUUAACCCUGCCUAUGAAGAAAAUGAGGAUGACAACACGCCACUUCGCUCUAGCCUAGUGGCCGAGUCCAAUGUGGUAGAGCUCUUCAGAGACGAGGCAGACGAAGACCUGGGCUUGCGCAUCGUGGGGGGCAAAGACACGCCGCUUGGCAACAUCGUCAUCCAGGAGAUCAUACGUGACUCGCAAGCCGCUCGUGACGGUCGACUAGCACCUGGAGACCACAUCUUAGAGGUGAAUGACAUCAGCUUGGCAUCUGUCCUUCACGCUAGGGCCGUCGCCCUGCUGCGCCAGCCUUCCCUCGUCAGGCUCACCGUCAUGCAGGAGAAAGGUUUCAAACCGAGGGAGGCGAGCUCCGAUCAGCACCCCGUUUCGUCCGGCGGCGCCCAUGGCAACAUGGUCUCCGCUCACAAUCCUGGCACGGUACUGCAGGUGACGUUGACCAAGAGUCAACGCUCGGAACCGCUCGGCAUAAAGCUGAUCCGCAAAUCAGAUGAGAGUGGUGUCUUCAUCCUGGAUCUGCUUUCGGGAGGGUUGGCAGCAAAAGAUGGCAAACUGAAGAACAGCGACAAAGUGUUGGCCAUCAAUGGACACGACCUGAGGCACGGUACACCGGAGAGUGCUGCCCAGAUCAUACAGGGCAGCGAGGUGCGUGUCAACUUUGUAGUCUUGAGGCCAGCAGAGACUCUAGAUGAAGGCGGACCACAAGGCCGAGCGACCAGGAGGGUGCCUGAGCCGCAAUACUUUAGACGAUGCUCCACCUACAUGAAGGAUCCUCCUGGUGGGUUUUCCAGCCAGGAGAAGACUGUGAGUCUGAAGAAGGAGCCUCGCCUUUCCCUGGGCAUCACCAUUGCCGGUGGGAGAGACUGCCGCAGUCGCCUCCCUGUCUACAUCACCAGUGUGCAGCCCAUCGGAUGCCUGCAUCGAGACGGCACCAUCAAACGAGGUGAUGUUCUGCUGAGCAUCAACGGCGUGGACCUGACGCAGCUGACGUACAGCGAGGCCGUUUCCACGCUGAAGGCGCAGGCUGCUCAGCCCCAGGUGGCGCUGCGGGUCAUCCAGACUAUUUCAGAAGACUCGCAGGAGGACGCCGAGGCCGGCUGUGGCGACAGGUCAGACGGUGCGGAGGACACACGAGAAGACACCUUCAACUGGACUGCGCUGUGGACGCGAUGGCUGGGUUUACCGAGCCACAUGCACUGGUGCCGGGACAUCGUCCUGCAGAAGAGCAACAAUGAGAGCUGGGGCUUCAGCAUCGUCGGCGGCUACGAGGAAAGUCACGGCCAGCAGCCCUUCUUCAUCAAGACCAUUGUGCCUGGCACUCCCGCUCACUUUGACGGCCGCCUCAAGUGCGGUGACGAGAUCGUGGCGGUGAACGGAGCCACGACGGUGGGAAUGAACAACUCGUCGCUCAUCCCCAUGCUCAAACUACAGAAGGAUAAAGUGACGCUCACGGUGGUGUGUUGGCCCGGGAGUCUGGUCUAGCCACGCACACGCUGUCAUGAGACUCAAUAGCUAGGAAGCAUCCUGCACACGCAGCAGGUAACUUUCCCACCACGUGCCAGUGUGCUUUCUUAAAAGGCCGGCGCUUGUAUAAAUACUGGGUGUCCCAACAAAAUGCACUCAACUCUUUAAUUGAACAUUAGUCAUAGUUCGUUUCAGGUGUCUAAGUCUGUGUUAAGAUCAAGAAAAUAAGAUAAAAUUUAGGCUACACUCCUCACAAGUUAGGGAUAUUGGGCUUUUAGGUGAAAUUUCAGGAUGAAUCUCAAAUUACCUUUACUGUUGAACUUAAUUAGGUCCUCUCUAACUAAACUUUAGAAUGCACAUGUCCAACUGUUCAGUGUUUCAGUACAUUUUGCACAACUUGCUCUUUGACAUCAAGGAGCUGAAAGGCAAAAUUCACACAAGAUUGUCCACCUCUGUGGCUUUGUGUGCCUCUACCAGUCUCUGUGUUGCAACCUGCUGAUGACACUCAAAGCUAGUAAGAUGCGUCAGACUGGAUGUUCUCAAUAAAAAGUUAUGGUGAAAAGAGAGAGGGUGAAAUUAUUUAUCUGUAAUGGUUAUAGUGCAUUUAAGGUUUGUCCUGUAAUUGCACUUAAAAUAUAAACCAAUAUCCCUUAGUUUUAGAGAGUAGUGUAAUUUCAUGGCAUAAAAGAAAAUGUUUGUGUUAUCCCCAAAGUCUAAUCUACUUGUUCCUGCGUGUUUGCAAAUAUUCAAACUGGUUUUUCACCAUUUUCUAAACACAGCUGGUAACGUGGACCAGCAGAUUCAAUAACAUUACGCAACAUUUAAUUUGAAAUUAGGAGACAUUUUUCUUCAAGUCAACUACUGUUGCUGAUGUUGCAACAUAAACCUUAUCUCUGCGAUAUGCCCAUUAAUAAAUAUAUAUUGACAUGAGGUCCGGGGAACAUGCAGGGAAUUCAGCAUUUUCUGUUCACUGUCACUUUUGUGGCAUUUUCAUUCUUCCUGUAGCACUUUGACAAAUUUUCUUUGUACAGUUUCCAUUAUUUAAAAAAGAAAAAAAAAAAAAAGUCAAAAUCACCCAGAGAGUGAGUACAUUUUUUGGGGGACACCCUAUUUGUAUAUUUGGAAUUUGACCAGCAUGAAAACGUGAUGACAAUCAGUGACAAUGUCCACCAACUGAUUGGACGGACACACACACACAAAGAUUAUCGCGAUGAAGGAUUCAUUUUGGCUGCUCGUGACCAAGUCCGAACGACUCCUGACUGUAAAGACCAAAGUGUCCUUUGUCCACUUUUACUGCACUUUUUCAAAGCCAUCACAGUGAAUGCUUCUUUUAGACUGGGAGGGGAUGCUGGACCCACUAUGGGGGUCUUGACUUUAAAAGUUCUACACUGCAGUGCCCCAUUCAACAACAUACACAUUUGUAUCUUUAUGCUGUCACAAUUGUGUUGUUCUCCUUUGACACUGUAUGUGUCCAAUCCCUUGUAUUUAUUCACAUUUACAGGUGCAUCUCAAUAAAGUGUAAAAUGACAUUUAUUUGAGUUGUUCAAUUCAAAAAGUGAAAUUCACAUUAUGCAGAUCAUUAGUGAAAUUUUUCAAGAUUAUAGCGUUGUAAAAUACGAAGUUUUAUAUAAAAGGAUUUUUAAUACAAACAUAAGGUAGGAAUUGGCCUUCUGAAAAUUAUUUUCCAUGUUUAAUGAUUUUUUUAUAAUAGUGUAUAUCAGUGUCACUUAAUGAACAACUCCAAUAAAUGAACUUUUCUACCAUAUUCUAAAUUGCUGAAAUGCACCUGUAUGUGGCCACUCAUAUUGAUAGGUGGCUCCCUUUCAUGUUAAAUUUGCCCUGAAUGUCCACUAUAUUAAAAUGCCCCCUGAACCACCCA
Molecule: messenger RNA, 4149 nt
Organism: Phyllopteryx taeniolatus (common seadragon)
Lineage: Eukaryota; Metazoa; Chordata; Actinopteri; Syngnathiformes; Syngnathidae
Gene: lnx2b
Product: ligand of numb-protein X 2b
Exons: 10
Coding region: 255-2288 (677 amino acids)
Molecular function (GO): metal ion binding; protein binding; ubiquitin-protein transferase activity
Source: RefSeq, a predicted model, not a curated record